AUGUGCGGCCACAUCUAUUGUCUUGAUUGCGCGACGUUCCACUUCUCUCAGGCCGACCCCUUCUGCGCCGUGUGCCGCAAGCCGCAAACCCUGGAGAACAUGAUUCGCCUCUACACUGACACGGAUGACGGAUUUACGCGUGACGACGCAAGUGCAAUGGGCGAGGACGAUCAGCUCAGCCUGAGCCCCGUGUCGGUGAGGAGCAUCGAGCGGGCGGGGGAGGACGCCGCCGGCGCUGUGAAGAAGGCUAUUGCUGGGCGCGCAGACAUGGAUGAGGCUCUUGUAGCUUGCAACACAUUCGUCAACUCCGUUACGCCGCGCGAGCGCGCUCAUAUCAACGAGGAACUGCUGCGCGAUAUCGCGUUUCAACUUACGCUCGUCCAGCGGGUCCUGAAGGACAACGAAGUGCAGGUCACGCGCCUGAAGGAAGAAGUGCAGACCGCGAGGGCCGCGGAGACUAAGGCCCGCCUUCGCAUAGACCAGCAGCGACGUCUUCUCAAGCGGGCGGAGAAGGAGCAGGUAGAAGCGGUGAAGGGGCUGGCCGCACAGCAGGAGCGAUACGAUAUCCUCUACCAGCAGUGCAUUGUGGCCACAGAAGAUGCCACCCGAACACGGGUACGCGCAGCAAAGGCAGUGAACGAAUUCGAGGAGAUGGAACAGGAGAUGAAAGAAUGGCGCGAGCGCGCCGCGAAGGUCACGAAGAAGUACUACGCACUUAAGAGCGAACUGAAGCAGUUGAAGCAGGCAGCCCAAGGGCAGCCACAUCGCAGCCGCGCACGCUCGGAUGAUCUCGAGGUGGUCUGAGCGCGAAGGCUAUGGGUCUUCACUAUACCUCGCGCGUUGCCCGCGCCUGUUCAUACCAGCCUAGGUGGCAGUCGGACUUCUCUGGGACAUUGCAAGACAUUGUAUAUUAUUCGUUGUUAUUGUUGUCAUCCGCUGUUGCUAUCCUC
Messenger RNA from Trametes versicolor FP-101664 SS1, 950 nucleotides. RefSeq lists its product as uncharacterized. The coding region runs from base 1 to 804 and encodes 267 amino acids. The transcript is spliced from 5 exons. NCBI's taxonomy places the organism in Eukaryota, Fungi, Basidiomycota, Agaricomycetes, Polyporales, Polyporaceae. The record is from RefSeq and is a predicted model, not a curated record.